ACUCCGCCAACGCUAUAGAGAGGCCCUCUUGCUUCUGCACUCCCUCUUGCUCGCGCAGGCCUUCUCGAUUCGUCCGCCCACAAGCAACUCCGAUUUUUGCUCCAAACAACAUCCUCCCCACAAUCGGGACGGUCGUUUUUUAGCACCGUCUAUUUUUUUUUUAUUUUCUUUUUCUUUUUUUUUGUUUUUCGUUUUUGUUACCGAUCAAUUAUUUUACCAAAAAAACAAAAAAGUACAGUAAAAUGGCCAAGAUUGCGCUGAUCGCUUUGGCGAUAACUUGCGGCUGGGGGGCAGUCCUCGCCGAGGAGUUCAAGAUGGAGCAGACGUACGUGCCGGAGGUGUGCGACGUCAAGUCGAAGAUCAACGACCAGCUGACCAUGCACUAUACCGGCACGCUCAAGGACGGCACGAAGUUCGAUUCAAGCCUGGACAGGGACCAGCCCUUCACCUUCCAGUUGGGCGUCGGCCAGGUGAUCAAAGGAUGGGACAAGGGACUCAUCGACAUGUGCGAAGGCGAAAAGAGGAAACUCAUCAUCCCACCUGAGCUUGGAUACGGCGAUCGUGGAGCCGGCAACGUCAUCCCGCCGCACGCCACUCUGUUCUUCGACGUUGAGCUCAUCAACAUCAGUGAUUCGCCCCCCAACGCCAACGUGUUCAAGGAAAUCGACGCCGACAAGGACAAUCAGCUGUCCCGCGAGGAGGUGAGCGUAAUGGUCAGCGAGUACCUGAAGAAGCAGGUGAUGGAGUCAGAGCAGGCGGGCGGUAGCCCGAGCAAGGAGAUGGAGAACAUGUUGGCCGACCAUGACAAGCUCGUCGAGGAGAUCUUCCAACACGAGGACAAGGACAAGAACGGCUUCAUCUCGCACGACGAAUUCAGCGGACCCAAGCACGACGAGCUCUGAAAAGCUGCUCUCCUGCUCUAACAUUACACACCCACACACCCACGGAAAAAUACAUACACAUACACACGCACGUACUUUGGACAUUCGAUCGCAUGCAUAUAAUAUACAGGGACGCAAUAAACUGCCACGACAGACAAUGAUCCUCAUGGAGAUGGUGUUGGGCCAUUUUGGAGGAUCCACCCCACCUCCUUUGAAUGACACUCCAUUUCGUUGUUUGAAGGUGCACAGAGCCGCUAACUCUGCCUCUCUUUCUUCGACCAUUAUUUUCUUUGACUUGAAAUUGCACACUUUUUUCUCGCAAUGUCUCGACCGUCGCGACACGCGAACGACAAACAGCCGCGAAGUAUCCACUACGGUCGGAUCAUAAUGUGAAAGGACGAAAUUGCCGAUUUUGGUACUUUAUCGCGUAAAUAUCUUUCAAUCCGUACGGCUUUUUGGAUGCUUUGUCGACUGGUACUGAAAUUAAUUAUUCAGACAAUUUUUUCCGACUCCGCGAUUGAAAGUAAUAAAAAAGCCUCGAGGUGCGAUCUCUUUUGUUCGAAGUAAUGAAGUAACAACAGCAGUAGCAGCAGCGAUGAAAACGGAGAAGCAGAGCACAGUGGCUGCCCCAGGACCGGUGACCAUCAGUUUCGCGCAGAUAGAGACGGAAAGCAGAGAAAACAAUAACACCGCGCGAGAGCUAAAAGAGACGGCAGGUGAAAAAAAAAAAGUGCGGCUGAUGAGAGAGGGAGAAAAAGAGGAGACUGGAAAUCGAGCUCGACCCCUUUGGCUUUUUUUUCGCGAGGCGAGACAUUCCACUGCUGCACCGAGAGAGAAGCUAAAGGAAGUAUACAUGUAUACAUGGCGCAGAGAGAGGGAGCUCGCUCGUGUUUAGGUAUACGCGCGCACACACCCCAACUCAUACAUUUACACACGUAUACAGAAUGAAAAUAAAGUAUAAGAUGAAAGAAAAGAGAGAAAAGAACGUUCGAGUGAUCCCGACUCUCCAAGUGUAAAGUGAUCCCCGAGCAUCAUCCUGUGCCGAGUGAGAGCGAAUGAAAAAAUAAAAGAGCGAGUGCAAGGAACAAAAAAAAAGGUGCGAAUGAAAUUUUUUACGCGGACGUGUACGUAGGGGUGUUGAGAAGAAAAAAAUAAAAUAAAAUAAAGGAAAUAGGCUGAAACAGAGAUAGAGUCUAUUGUUCAUUUGGGAGUGUUUUUUCGUGCGCAAAUCGUGUGCUGCCUGAACAUAUGUUGUUUUGUAUACUCCGUACGUUUGCUUUGAGGAUUUUCUCCUCCGGAAUAACUACUGCAUUUUUCGUCAUUCCUUCAGUCUUUUUUGUUACUUUUCGUACUUAAAGGUCAUCGUCGUUUUUUGUUUUUUUUUAAUAAUAAAUUUUUCACAAUCCAUCCAGUGGAUAGUGGACGGAGAAAUUUUUAACCAUACCUGGUGACAGCGUCUUGCGUGUCGUGUUUUUGAUACGAAUUUUUUAUUGAUCGAUUGGUUAGUUGGUUGAUUGAUUGAUUGAGAAUCGAUGAUGUUUUUACAAUUAAAAAAAAAUCUUUUCUCAUCUGACCAUGAAUUAAAAAAUUUAUAACAAUAAAUAUGUAUGUACACCCGUUGAAUGUUUUUCUUCUCGAAGCUACGUUUUAUCAUUGCGCUUCUCUGAAGAUGUGUUCUUGACCUUUGAUCAUAUUAAUCAUAUGUGAAAAUCUAUUUAACAAAAAAUGUAAAAUUUAAUUAUAACAAAAUUGGGAUUGAGCAAUAGCAAGUUUAUAUGAAGGUGAAAGAAAUCCGAAAAUAAUUGAAUAAAUUUUACGUCACUCUCGUUGCAAGCAUUAUUAAUCUAAAAUUAUGCGUUUUUAUUACCACAUUAUAUUGUAUGUUGUUAAAGUUUGACGAAG
This is a messenger RNA of Copidosoma floridanum, 2783 nucleotides long. It is a transcript of the gene Fkbp14, whose product is annotated as peptidyl-prolyl cis-trans isomerase Fkb14. Gene Ontology annotation, molecular function: calcium ion binding; peptidyl-prolyl cis-trans isomerase activity. Lineage: Eukaryota; Metazoa; Arthropoda; Insecta; Hymenoptera; Encyrtidae. The record is from RefSeq and is a predicted model, not a curated record.